This is a messenger RNA of Talaromyces rugulosus, 903 nucleotides long. RefSeq lists its product as uncharacterized. Gene Ontology annotation, molecular function: protein phosphatase inhibitor activity. Gene Ontology annotation, biological process: regulation of signal transduction. The record is from RefSeq and is a predicted model, not a curated record. The transcript is spliced from 3 exons. Lineage: Eukaryota; Fungi; Ascomycota; Eurotiomycetes; Eurotiales; Trichocomaceae. Bases 1 to 903 code for a protein of 300 amino acids.
AUGACAGCCUCGCAGGAUAUCGCGCCACUCCAUUCACACAGCUCGGAAGAGGUGCCUAAGCGGCCGAAAGGAAUCCUAAAGAAUUCAUCCUCGUUCACUGCCACCGCCCCGCUGCUGGCAACGUCACCAGAAGCGUCCUCCGCUAUAUCGCCGCCAACUUUACCAGCAGAUUCAGCCGAGAAUAAAGAUAUCACUUUACAAAACACGCUGCAGAAUGCCGGCCGCCGCUCGUCCAGCGCCCGACGCACUUCCGGUGCCGGAAGACGCCUGUCUGGAACCACGUUUAACGGCGACCAGAACAGCGAUGACAGGUCGUCUCACCUGAAAUGGGACGAGGCGAAUCUAUAUCUCGCCGAGCAGGAAAAGACUGCAAAGAUGAAGAUUGACGAACCAAAGACGCCCUGGGCGCCUAGCUACGACCCGUCACAGGACGACCGCGACCAGAUGCAAAUAGAAGCGCAGGACCACACUCUGGACGUACAUGAUCUAGUCGUGGACGAACUGGACAAGAAAUCAGACGGCGGUAGCCACCCAAAGAAAUCCGUACAGGACAGCGAAAUCCCAGACUUCGAACUGGGCGAACCAGAAGAAAACUUCCAUGCUGCCGGCGGCCCAUCGGCCGGUGAAAGCCGCAUCAUGCGCGAGCGCAGUCUCAGUCAAAACUCGAACCGUAGUGAUAAGCAUGUGGUUGUCGAUAACAAGGAACUCAAUCAUGCCGAUCAUCUGAUGACAACCGAGGAGUCGGAGGAAAAACACCGCGAGUUUGAGGAGCAUCGUAAGAGGCAUUACGAGAUGAAGAAUAUCAAGGAUUUGCUAGCUCACCCCGAGGAAGUAGACAAUAUGGACGAUGAUGACGACGAAAACGACACUGGAGUUCCUCCGAUCCCACAUCGCAAGCAGUAG